Molecule: messenger RNA, 1131 nt
Organism: Colletotrichum fioriniae
Lineage: Eukaryota; Fungi; Ascomycota; Sordariomycetes; Glomerellales; Glomerellaceae
Source: RefSeq, a predicted model, not a curated record
AUGAGGAUUCCGCCAAUCGAUGUGCUCAUUCAUUGGCCGCGGCCAAACUACGUCAACCCGGAGAACCGAGGGCCGGGGCUGCUAAUCAUCGAGAUGGUCUUCUUGGGCAUCGCCAUGAUAUGUCUCUGCCUGCGGAUGUACAUCAGGAUUGUCAAGAUUCGACAGACAUGGUGGGAUGACUGGCUUAUGGUCGCUGGCAUGAUAUUCUGCAUUGGUGUCACGAUUUGCGUCAUUCUCGCCACUGAAUUAUACGGUUGGAACCUGCACGUGUGGGAUGUUCCGCUGUCACUGAUCAAGCAAAGCCGUCAGAUCUCCAUGGCCGCGCAAACGCUCUUCCUCUUCGCCUCCGGCCUGUCCAAGCUCUCUAUUCUCGCCAGUUAUCUGAGACUCGCGGCACCGGGCACAUGGUUUCAACGGCUCACUUGGGUGACUGGCGGUCUCGUCUUCACCCUCGUUUGGGUCUUUCUCAUUGUGCUCUGGACGCAGUGCAUGCCGAUAUGGCACUACUGGACCCUCUUCGCUGACUGGGGAAACUGCAUCCCCGAAUGGCCGCCCCUCGCAGGCCAAGGCAUCACAAACGUCCUCACCGACGUCGCUGUCUACCUCCUCCCGAUGCCGACCCUCUUCCGCCUCCAGAUGCCCCUCACCCAGCGCAUCAGCCUCAUCAUCCUCUUUGGCCUCGGCACCGUCGUCGUACUUGCGGGCAUCAUGCGGACGUACUGGGUCAUCCGCGUCGAGGUCUUGUAUGUGGAGGAUCCGUCGUACGACCUGACGUGGGAUGGUUUCAAUAUCUGGGUGUGGACCGCGCUCGAGGCGAAUUUGGCGAUUGUGUGCGGGUGUGCACCGACGCUGAGGAGGCUGUUCACGGGUGGUGGUAAGGAUCAGACGCCCAAAGCUGCGUGCUAUAUGGUGCUGUGCACCCUCAUCGAUGACUCGAUGACAGAUCUCAAUCUUGCCCAAGUUCUUAAACCGCACAACCUUCAGCUCGCGGCACAAGUCUGGAAGACUCGUCCUUGUCAGCUCGCCGAAACAGUCUUCCACGCGCGUGACCGUCAAGCUCUCCAGGUCCUCGGGGUUCAGCUUGUCAAGGUUGUCGACUGUAAUCCCCCCACGGUGAUUCCCCCGUCCUAG